This is a messenger RNA of Bacillus rossius redtenbacheri, 1330 nucleotides long. RefSeq lists its product as uncharacterized. NCBI's taxonomy places the organism in Eukaryota, Metazoa, Arthropoda, Insecta, Phasmatodea, Bacillidae. The record is from RefSeq and is a predicted model, not a curated record. The transcript is spliced from 8 exons. Bases 1 to 1155 code for a protein of 384 amino acids.
AUGGGCCCGCCCCCAUUGUCCUUAUUGGCUAGCUCCCCCGGGACCCUGGGGGUGACAGGCCCGAGCGUCCACGCGCUGCGCUGGAGCGCUCAGGCGAGCUGGGUAUCAGGCGCUCAUAACUUUGCGAGAGUCCUCAGCCUGUUCACGAUCGUCAGCUUCCAGAACACGGCGUGCAACACAGCGGCCGGCAUUAACGGCACGUGCUUGCACGCGGCCGAGUGCGCGGCACGUGGAGGACGUGCCGGGGGCACAUGCGCCAAGGGAUACGGCGUCUGCUGCCUCUUCGUGCGAACCUGUGGCGAACGGUCGAAUGCCAACAACACCUUCUUCGUCAACUCGCGGUUUCCUGGAGCCAACAUGGAUGUGGGGUCGUGCACGUUUCUGGUAGACAAGAUAAAUCCACGUGUUUCACAACUGCGACUCGACUUCGAUACUUUUGAGUUAGCUGCACCAACAAAUGGCACUUGUGUGGAAAACCAGUUCAUAGUAACUGGACAAAACAUCAAUAGUAUUGUUCCAGUUCUGUGUGGCAUCAAUACAGGACAGCAUGUGUACGUAGAUGUGGACGAGAAAAGGGGUCCUUUCAAACUGUCCGUUGUAAGCACUGGCGGUAUGUUUCCUCGCACGUUCAGAAUCAGAGUUACUCAGCUGAAGAAGGGACCUUCGCUAGCACCAAAGCACUGCCUUCAAUACUACACUGACACAAUGGGCACGAUUGAAAUGUUCAACUACAACUCUAUGGGAAACACACUUGGAGUCAUGCCUUCGUAUUUGAACAACUUGAACUACGUAAUCUGUAUUAAGAAAAAUCCUGGAUAUUGUUCGAUCACAUACACAAAUGUCGAUAGAAAUGGUGUGGAAUAUCCAUUUAAGUUGCUCAAUGUGGAUGCAGAUGGUCAAUCAGUAAUCCCAAGAAAUCAAGCUGGAGCAGAUGUUUUCAAUUGUCCAGAUGAUUACAUAAUCAUCAGUGGGAUACGUCUUUGCGGAGAAAAGUUGAAUGAUGCCACGGUUGACAUUGACUUCAGAAACAAUGCUCCUGUUACAGAUGAAACAAAUGGACCAUUUCUGGUGUACGUUCACACUGAUAACAGUGUAACUGAUCGAGGAUUCAAGCUACUGUACAUGCAGAAUUUGUGUAUGUCAACAUACCAGUGACCUUUAGAGCCACCUUUGGUUUCAAAAGAAAAGUGAUCCAUGAUUACAUGCUUUUAGUAAGUGAUAUCAUCACAAUGAAUUCGUGAGGGAAGAAAGAGACUUACAAAAUAAACAUGUGAAUCCAAGGUCGAAAUAAUGUGAGAAAUCAAGAGUGGUUUUUAAGAUGGAACUUUAA